AUGAAGAAAAUAAAGAAUAAACGGUCGUUGGCAGACUUGUCUUCAAACAAGGAUGAACGAAAGCCACAGAGAAAACGCAGCAAAUCUGUUCCACCACCGUCGUCGCGGUCUGAAGACGAGGAUGAACCUUACGAAUAUGAGGCAAUGGAGGAGCAACAGACGGAAGACACAACCACGGAAAACACGAUCACGGAAGGGGGACCUAUAGAGAGCAGUACGAACAGUGACUCGGUUGCGCAUGGUUCCAAUACAACAACAAUGAAUCCAGCUGCCACUAAUUCAAAUCUCGCCUCACCGAACCCUUUACAGCGCUCGCAGACCCACGCCACGCAUUCGUUAGAUUCUUACAAAGCACCCAAGAACACUGAUGUUUAUCUUGUACCUCGAACUCCACGCAUUCCAAAGACACCCACAGAAAAAGAGAAUACGCGCCGGCUUAUUGUUGUACUUUCGCGGGCGAGUUUAGAGACAUUUAAAUCAAGGAAAAAUAAUACAUAUCAAUUGUUAAAUUGUGACGAUCACUACGCUUAUCUGGAUAAAAUGGGAAAGACGUUUUCUGAUGCCAGGCCGGAUAUUACACAUCAGUGCCUUAUGCAGCUUCUUGACAGUCCUCUAAACAAGGCUGGUUUGUUACAAGUCUACAUCCACACGGCAAGAAAUGUACUAAUUGAAGUGAAUCCUCAUGUGAGAAUUCCAAGAACGUUUAAGCGUUUUUGUGGGCUAAUGGUCCAACUAUUACACAAGUUGUGUAUUACGUCUGAGAACAAUUCCGUGAAAUUACUUCGCGUUGUCAAGAAUCCUGUUACACAAUAUCUCCCAAUAGCAUGCAGGAAACUGACUCUUUCGUACGACGCUCCCACAGUUCGUCUAAAAGAUUAUCUUCCAACAAUUCCGCCAGAUCAUUCUAUAUGUGUAGCCAUAGGAGCAAUGGCUCAUGGAGAAGACAAUUUUGCGGACGAUUGGGUAGAUGAAAAGAUCGGUAUAUCAGAGUACUCAUUAUCUGCUGCAGUGGCAUGUUCUAAAUUCUGUUGUGCAUUGGAGGACUUGUGGGGUAUUCUUUAA
This is a messenger RNA of Paraglomus occultum, 1062 nucleotides long. NCBI's taxonomy places the organism in Eukaryota, Fungi, Glomeromycota, Glomeromycetes, Paraglomerales, Paraglomeraceae. The record is from the annotation of a GenBank genome assembly.